AUGAAAGACUGCUCGUAUUAUCUGUUUACGAGUACCAUCACCGUCACAGCUUUGGUUAUUGCCACUACCUUUGUCAGCAUCUUCUGGCUAUGUUCUGAUAUUCAGCAAUUCGAAUCAAACAUCUUACGUGAUUUGACUGAUUUCAAAAUUCAAGCUAAUGAUGCUUGGGCUGGUAUGAUGACAGCCAGAGCUGAUUCCGAUCGCAAUGCUAUCUCAUCUCUAUUUGGACGUGUCAAAAGAGGAGGAUCAUAUUCCGAAGGAGCUGGAGGAGGCAGCUCUUGCAACUGCCAAGCUUUAUCUAGUGGAUGUCCAGCUGGACCUCCUGGACCACCUGGAGAAGCUGGAGAAGAUGGUGAGCCAGGAACUCCCGGAGAAGCAGGAGCAGCUGGAGGAUCUGGAGAAGCCAACUCUUAUGCUGGUGUCGGAGGAGAUUGUAUCAAAUGCCCAGCCGGACCACCUGGACCACCAGGACCUGACGGACCACCUGGACCAGCUGGACAAGAUGGACAAGCUGGACCAGCCGGACAAUCCGGAGGAGACGCCGCUCCCGGAACCACAGGACCCCCAGGACCACCAGGACCACCUGGAAAUCCAGGAGCUCCAGGACAAGACGGAGCACCAGGAGAAGGAGGCCAAAAGAGCACCAGUCUUCCAGGACCCCCCGGACCACCAGGACCACCUGGACCAGCCGGUAACGCAGGAGAUGAUGCGGGAUACGUUGCUCCAGGAGAACCAGGACCAGCUGGACCACCAGGACCACCAGGAAACCCAGGAGGACCAGGAUCAGAUGGCCAACCCGGAGGCCCAGGAACAGCUGGAAGUCCAGGACCAGAUGCAGCUUAUUGUCCAUGUCCUCCAAGAACAUCUCAACUUGAAGGAGGCGGUGCCCAAUAUUCUCAAGGAGGAGGUGCUUCAGCUGGAUCUUAUGGUGCCGGUGGCAACGCUGCUGUUGCUGCACCAGAACAAGCUCCAGUAGCUGAGGCUCCACCCCCACCACCACCACCACCACCAGCUGCCGCUCCAUCAGGAGGUUAUAACGCCGGAGGAGGAGCCCCACCACCACAAGCUCCAGCCGGUGGAUACAACGCCGGAGGUGGUGCUCCACCACCACCAGCUCCAGCCGGAGGAUACAGUGCCGGAGGAGGAGCUCCACCACCACCAGCAGGAGAUGCUGGCGGAUACAAUCAGCUUCGUCAUCGCAAACAUCGCAGAAGAUUCCAUUACUAA
Molecule: messenger RNA, 1227 nt
Organism: Auanema sp. JU1783
Lineage: Eukaryota; Metazoa; Nematoda; Chromadorea; Rhabditida; Rhabditidae
Source: the annotation of a GenBank genome assembly